Auxenochlorella protothecoides is the source of this 291-nucleotide messenger RNA. RefSeq lists its product as hypothetical. The transcript has a single exon. The record is from RefSeq and is a predicted model, not a curated record. Lineage: Eukaryota; Viridiplantae; Chlorophyta; Trebouxiophyceae; Chlorellales; Chlorellaceae. Bases 1 to 291 code for a protein of 96 amino acids.
AUGGUCAGCAGGUGCAGCCUGUGCGCAUCCUUGUGCCUGCCCGAGGCAGAAGCGUGUUGCGGCAAGAGGUGCCCGUCGGAGGGUGUGGCCUUCGCCCCGUGUCCUCCAACCCGCCCCAAAAGUCGACCCCCCCCACCCUUCGAAGGCACCUGGGGGUCCCUGGCCAGGAGGCGAGGCAUGUUGGCCUCCAGCCACUCAAACAGCUCUGCAUCCCUGAUCAGGCCAUACUUGAUGAUCUCUGCAGAUAGGGAACAGGGCCAGCAGGAGCGUGAUGGCAAUCGUGAUGACUAA